ACGUAGAAACAGGCCGACCAAGAAGUACGGUAGUGUUUCGUGAUCUUUGGACCUUUUUAAUGGAGCACGGUAGCUGGCGUUAUACAACAUCAUUAUUUCGCUAGCUACCCAAAUACUCCCCAACCGCCAGUCCUCUCUUGAGUUUGUCCUCGCGACCAAACAGUUGGUACCCAGGCUGCGACGUCACAUUGUUUGUCUGCGUUUGUGCGCAUGUGCGCGUUAGCAUGGGGAGUGUCUGUUACUGACCGACCUGAUAAGGUGGCCCUGCCCGUUCAACAAACUAAUAUCACACUGUCGAGGUGUAGCCUCAGUUAGUCCGACUAAACAAUAUAACGUUACAUGCAACUGUGCGGAGGAGCUGACAACUGACUGAGGGAACAUGUGGCUGCCCAUGCUUGGAAUGACUGCUCUGCCCCACCUGGGAGGGCUCUACGGGGGUUACAUCACACGCAAAGAGGUGAAGACCUGGUACCUGACCCUGCAGAAACCAUCAUGGCGUCCACCAAAUGCAGCAUUCCCCAUAGUCUGGACCUGUCUGUAUACAGGAAUGGGGUAUGGAUCCUACCUGGUGUGGAAGGAGCUGGGAGGUUUUACUGAGGAUGCACUGGUUCCACUGGGACUUUAUGGGCUGCAGCUAGCUCUCAACUGGGCCUGGACUCCGAUCUUCUUUCGUGCACACAAGCUGAAAUUGGCACUCAUGGAAAUUGUGCUUCUUACUGGGGUUGUUGGAGCCACCAUGGUGUCUUGGCAUCCCAUCAGCCGCACUGCCACACUUCUGAUGGCGCCCUACCUGACCUGGCUGUGCCUCGCCACCGCUCUCAACUACUGCAUAUGGAGAGACAACCGUGAGAAGACAGAGUAGGAGACAGGUGGUGCUGCCACAGUAUGGCUAGCAGACGUGUUUGUUUACAGUCAUCUGCAGCAUAUUAAGGAAGGAUAAGACAACCUGCCUCUGAUCGGUCAUUGUUUUGUUACUCAAAUUCAAGAGAUCCCUGCUAAAAAAAAAAAAAAGUGCAUUGUUCAAAGCUCUUACUCAUUUGCAAGUAAAUCAGUUUUUUCAAUAUCCAUAUUGUACACACAAAAAGCCAUAUUGUUCAGGUUACCUGUUUAAACUGAAGUGAAUGAGAAAAACCUUGUCAUAUGGGUUUAUAAAUGAAGUUCUUGGUGUGUUUAGAAUAAAGUGUAAAACUGCAUUUAUUUGCUUUUUCUAAAUAGUCUCAUUUUGUGUGUGCAUUUAUUACAAAGAGUCCUGUGUUAUAGUAACUGCUGGAACUCAAUUUAUAAUAAAGAUCUCGAUCUAA
Messenger RNA from Anarrhichthys ocellatus (wolf-eel), 1301 nucleotides. It is a transcript of the gene tspo, whose product is annotated as translocator protein. Gene Ontology annotation, cellular component: mitochondrial outer membrane. The coding region runs from base 380 to 862 and encodes 160 amino acids. The record is from RefSeq and is a predicted model, not a curated record. The transcript is spliced from 4 exons. Lineage: Eukaryota; Metazoa; Chordata; Actinopteri; Perciformes; Anarhichadidae.